Messenger RNA from Planococcus citri (citrus mealybug), 3376 nucleotides. It is a transcript of the gene melt, whose product is annotated as melted. Gene Ontology annotation, biological process: regulation of signal transduction. Lineage: Eukaryota; Metazoa; Arthropoda; Insecta; Hemiptera; Pseudococcidae. The record is from RefSeq and is a predicted model, not a curated record. Gene Ontology annotation, cellular component: plasma membrane. Gene Ontology annotation, molecular function: phosphatidylinositol-5-phosphate binding. The coding region runs from base 309 to 3269 and encodes 986 amino acids. The transcript has 18 exons.
UUUUCGAUCAAUCAAAUCAACACCAUUAUACAGGAGUGCGUUCUGUCAGCCGUGAAAAAUAUGCAAGAAUUGCAAUUGCAUUGCAAUAAUUCGAAAUCGAAAAUAAGUACUUAAUUUGAAGAACAUUACGGUGUUUGUGGUAUGAAUAAGUGUGUUGGUUACCAUAGAUGAGCCAAAAACUGGUUUGGCAACACUAGAAAUGUCCGAGUUGAUAACACGUUACAAUUUUUUGUAACAGAAACUGACAAGUAAUCAAUUUUUUCUCUAAUUCCUAUGGUGUUUCAUUUUCACAUAAUUCAGAUACCAUAAUGCACGAAUUAUUCACUCAAGUACUGAGUAGUAAAGAUUUAUCCAAGGCUGGUGAUCUUUUCUCUGUACCUGACGAAGCAAUAGCAAGCGGACUUACCGAAGUUAUAAAUGCCAUUUGCGAAAUCGCCAGCUCUCCUGAUUACGUUAACAAUGAUAAUGAUCAGAGUGUUGUAGAAAUAUGCAUUACUCGAGUAACAUCUGCCAUAAGGGAGACGGAUUCCAUCGAACAACAUGCCGAAGCGAUGGUAUCUUUGUUAGAAUCUUGUUUAAAUCAUAAUCUGAAGCCUUCGGCCAAAGGAGAAGAUCCUCCUCAUGCAAAAAUAUCCUCUGAUAUAAUAUCUUGCAUAUUUUUGCAUUAUAGUAAAAAGAAUGUUAUGAAGCGAGUGCUUCCGGUAGCUGUAAAAUUUCUACACAAAGGUAAUAAAGAAAUAUCGAGAAAUAUGGCAUCGUACCUAUCACUUGCUGCUGUUCACAAUGCUCGGCUACUUUCACGACACAUUCAGUUAAUCAUCGAUUCGGUCAUUUCGGGAAACUAUCCUUUAUGUAGAGUACUUCCUCAAAUUUACGAAGAAACCAAGGAUCAAAUUCACGAUCAUGCUAUGGCUCUCGUAUCUCUGCUUCCAUCUUGCGAUCUUACUGAAAAAUUAGCACUUUUACAUCUUUUUGCUUUAAUUUCGAAUAAUAUGCCUACGUUAUUGGAAGCCAGUUUGCCUCAGUUGUGCGAGUAUCUUGGCACAUCAUCUACAGCCUCGGCUACAAUGCAAGUAUUUUUAAAUAUGGCUGAAAAAUAUCCUCAAAUGUUGAUCGAUUCCAUACCAAAGAUUAAAAAGGCGGUUGAUUAUCAUCCAAAUACUCUUUGCCUAGCUGCUCAAGUUUUAGCUGCCAUUGGAAAAUUGAGUAAAGAUAAAGCUCAAGAUGCGUUGAAUUUUGUGCUCGAGUAUUUACCGAAAGUCGAUAGAGGCAGUCAAGGAAUGCUCCUCCGUGAAGCAACUCAACUGUGUUCUAGUUAUCCUGUAUUAUGCACGGAUAAGAUGCUGGCAGAGGUAUGGCAAUGUAGCCGCAAUAAAAGUAAUGAGACUAUGAACAAAGUGAACAUGACAAAUAUGGAUCGAAAUAGCCCAAUAAAUCAAACCAUGAAUGGAAUAACGAUCGUGAAAGUGAACGGUGAAAACGAAAGUAGUAAUUCAAACUGCAAAAUGAAUUCUAAUUUGGGUUCUAGGCCUUUGUCGGUAGUUCAUCCUUCUUCAGUGAUACACAAUGGGGGUUUCGAAGAACCGUGGCUGAAUCGCCAAGAAGUUAAUCGAGUUGUUAUAACUCCUCGUUUAAGAUUGAUCGGAGAUAGCAGAAGUACUGGCCGCUUGCAUACUUCAGCAGCUCACAGAAGUAUGACAAAAUUGAAUAAUGCUAGCAACAGUAAAAUAGGCUCCAUUGGUGGCUUACACAAAAGCAUGACAAAACUGAGUUCAAAUCAGUUGAAUUGCCAGCCUUCGCAACAAAUCCAGCUGCUUAAUUGCCACGCGAAUUCUCAAAAUAAUAGUUCACAAUUGAUAAAUACUCGUCCCAUAAUGACCAGCGGAUAUGCUCAUCAAUACUCAAUUAAUUCUCCAUCUAAUAAAAUCUACUGCGGUGGUGUAACCGUAACGACUCGUGAUAGUAGCCCAACUAAAAGUAUUUUUGGCAGUGCUUCUGCUUUACGAGACGAUGGAAUAGUUACAUCUUCUUCGAUCGCUAGACAUUCCAUUCCAACAUAUUGCUCGGUUCAAUCAUCCCAUGAUUCAUCAAAUUACCAUUUGAUACAGUCAGAUGUCAAUCAUUUAAUGAAUUCGUCUUCCCAUCACCAAACUUCUGCAAGAUUACUGAGCACUCCGAGCAGUUCACCAUUAAAUCAAUCACUGAUUUUAAAUCAGUCGAGUGUUGGUAAUUUACAGUCCAUUUCAGGGAGCCUAGAAGCUACAGAAAGUAUUCCAUCUCCUACCAUUGUGGUACCCAGAAAACCAAAGGGUACAACGGUGACUAUUGUGAAUAAUAAUCAUAAACCAUCGGUUUCUUCCCUAUCCCAAAGAAUAAGUGUAUUUGAGCCGUAUCCAAUGAGAGAUACUAUUCAGCAUUUCUGUGAAAAGCAUUUAGAUAAAAUAAAAACCUACAUGGAAAACGUAUCUCUGCAUAUUCCUCCUCCAGCCAAAUGUACUAUUGAAGAAAGACGAGCUAAAAAAAUGGUAAAAUUGCAUUUCGCCUGUCAAGGACGUGGCGAACAUUGCCUUUAUAAUAGAACAUUUUUCACUAUGAAAACACGUUAUCCCCGGAUAUGGAUACAUCUCAUGUUCCUUACCUUGCAAGCACGUUCAUCUUCAGCUUUAAGUUCUAGACAUGCCGCCGUUACAUCUUUGAAAAAUUGUUGGGAUAUUCUAAAAUGUGAAAAUAGAACAUUCCUUACUCUUGUUACGUCGGCGUUCCCUUGUAUCAAAGAUCAAGAAGUACUUCUAAACGAGCUACGCCGAAGUGGAUUUUGUGACGUUUUCGAGUGUAGCGGUAGCAGAAUGAAUCUAUGGUGUUGCUUUUUAUGCAAUCAUCCUGAACGUGCUAUUGGAUUUUUACAAGAUAGCCAACCUGUGAUCGAAGGGCAGCUGAAAGAAAAAAAAGGUCGAUGGAAACUGUUCAAAAGAUGGAAAACACGUUAUUUCACUUUAUCCGGAGCACAUUUAUCAUACAAAGAAUCGAAAGAUGAUAAAGAAGUUACUCCGAUCGAAGUUCAUCAAAUCAGAAGCGUAAAAGUGUGUCGAGGAGCGAGAAACAUACCAAAAGCGUUUGAAAUAUUUACUGGUGAUCAGUCUCUAAUAUUGAAACCAAAACGAGGUAAAAAUGCCGAAGAAUGGGUGCAGUGUUUGUCGAUCGUGGUUGCUCAUUCUCAAGCGAAAGAAAUUCCGUCCAGAAGUUCUAGUUUAAUUAGAAAUACUACUUGAGAAUGCUCUCAUUUGUAUUUGUAAUUUUUUUGUAUGCAUAGUAAUUUUUUCAUUGUUAAUUCUUAUACUUUUACAAUUACAAAUAGAUUUUGGUUUUUUUGUUUUUA